This is a messenger RNA of Tetranychus urticae (two-spotted spider mite), 1941 nucleotides long. RefSeq names its product G protein-coupled receptor dmsr-1. The record is from RefSeq and is a predicted model, not a curated record. Gene Ontology annotation, cellular component: plasma membrane. Gene Ontology annotation, molecular function: G protein-coupled peptide receptor activity. Gene Ontology annotation, biological process: G protein-coupled receptor signaling pathway. Lineage: Eukaryota; Metazoa; Arthropoda; Arachnida; Trombidiformes; Tetranychidae.
AGAGUGUCAAUAAUGUGAGCAGCAUUGAUCAAGUUAAUGUAAAACAGCGAAAAACCAAACUGUCCAAACUGAAUUUUCGUUGCAAUGAAUUGAACAUAAAAAAUGAACAAGAAACAAUUUUCCACAAAAAAGUUAAUUAACUAAUGAAAAUCUCUACUCAUUAUCAAACUUAUCAUCAUAAUUACCAUUGGAAAUGUAAUUAAACGAAAUGAAUCAAGUUUAAAAAUUGUGAUUGUCGCCAAAUGAAUUGCAUGAAUUGACUUAAAAAAUAGGUGAAAAGUGAAAAAGAAUUGAAAAAAACGAAAAAAAAAUGUUCAAUCGUUCAAUGAGUGUUUUCAAAGUGUCGAUAAAAUCACCUUUAAUCUGUGUCGAUUAACAGUUGUCAUACUCUAGCCAAAUGGAUAAACCAUUAUCGGAAUCACCUUUUCUUAAUUACUCGGAUUAUCCAUCCUCAUACCUGGAUUUCAAUGAAACUUUUACUGAAACGAUAUUCUUUAAUUUCAAGGAAUUUUAUGCUCCAAUCCAUGGUUACCUGAGUUUGGUUGUUUGCCUUUUCGGUUUAGUUGCCAAUGUACUCAACAUUAUCGUCCUUACAAGGAAAAAUAUGGUUUCACCAACAAAUGCCAUUCUAACAGGUUUAGCUGUUGCUGAUAUGCUGGUUAUGGUUGAUUAUAUACCAUUUUCAAUUCACAAUCAUAUACGCCAUGAGCAACCGCCAACUGAAUUGUAUUCCUAUCCGUGGACAGUUUUUACAUUUUUUCAUGCUCAUUUUAGCGUUGUUUUUCAUUCUAUAUCAACAUGGUUAACCAUUCUUCUAGCAGUUUGGAGGCUUUUAUCCGUCAGUUAUCCAACACGAAGUAGAACUUGGUUUACAAUGAGAAGCGCUAUUAUCUCCAUCAUUUCUAUCUACUUGAUAGUUCCAAUAUUUUGUAUCCCAAUGUACCUUUCCUUCACCAUUUCACCUGUCGAAGAUACAAUUGGUAUUUAUUAUCGGAUCGAUUGGAGCGAGUUAUCCCUUAAAAACGACAAGUUCCUGAAGAAUCUGAACUUUUGGGUUUUCAGCGUAGGAACAAAAUUAGUGCCUUGUAUUUUGUUAACUUAUUUUAGUCUGGCAAUAAUUAAAAUCCUGAUUGAGGCAGAUAAACGUAAAGCUCGUCUUCGCUCUUCAUACAACAAUAAUUCAAAGCCUGAUCUAUUAACACCAACAGCCACUGGAACUGGAACAACAAUCAAUGAUAAUACCAAUGAUAGUAGACGUUGGAGUUGUUCACCUGCCUGUGAUCCAGCAAGCACAAUUAACGAAGCAACAAAUAAGAUUGAAUUAUGCCAAUCCAAAAAGAUGAACAAUAAAAGUAAACGAGGUUCAGCAAGCACAGGAUCCCAGCUAGAUAAUAAUAACCUAACCAAUUCGUCACAACAACAACAUCUUCUCCAUCCAGAUUAUCCUCAUAAUAAUCCAUCUCCGCAACAUCAACACCACCACCACAGUCACCACCAUAACCAUCAUCAUGAGUCCAGUCAAGCCCAUGAUAGGACUACCCGUCUAUUGCUUGCUGUAUUAUUGAUUUUCCUUCUCACUGAGCUACCCGGAGGAAUAUUAAUUGUUUUAAGUGUCUUCCUUGGCGAGAAUUUCUUCCAAACAGUUUAUUCACCAUUAGGUGAUCUACUUGACAUACUUGCUUUAAUCAACAGUGCCAUCAAUUUUAUUCUCUAUUGUACAAUGUCAAGACAAUUUAGGAUAACAUUUAGGAAAAUAUUUUGCCAAAUUGGUGACAAUGAAGAAACCGAUAUUCUUGCUUCACGUCACAAUGUAAUUGUAAACAAAUCAGCAAAUCAUGUUAUUUACAGAAAUGGUAAAAGUGAGGUUACCUUUGUCUAGUCCCAUUAUUAUUAAUCUUUGUUGAUGCUAAUUUAUGUUUCCAAUCAAUAUUUAUAAUUUUA